Messenger RNA from Strongyloides ratti, 204 nucleotides. RefSeq lists its product as hypothetical. The record is from RefSeq and is a predicted model, not a curated record. The transcript is spliced from 2 exons. Bases 1 to 204 code for a protein of 67 amino acids. NCBI's taxonomy places the organism in Eukaryota, Metazoa, Nematoda, Chromadorea, Rhabditida, Strongyloididae.
AUGAAUAUUUAUGGAAAGGUUUUAUUAAUUUUCUUGAUUACAUGUUACUUAUCAACAAUCAAUUUUGUAGAAAGUUCUCCUAUUUUUUUAAAACAUCAAUACAUUGAUGGAGGAAGAAGUAGAAGAAAUGUUGCUCAAUUAGAACGUUUAUUACUUCAAAUAGUUGAAAAUAACAGGGAUCAUAUUUCAAUAAGACCAGGAUAA